AGUCUUUCCAUCGAAAAAUAAAAGAGUUUGUUCACCCAACCCAAAGGAAUCGUCAAUCGCUCUCUUCUUAAAAAAUCCCAAAUUAUUACAGCACAAUAAAACAGAGAACAGAGAAGACUUAGGAGUUGGUUAAGGUAAUUAAGAACAAAAACAGGAGUAGAAUCACAGAAUCUUAUCGAAGAAAAAGCGUCGUCGUUUGGUAUCUCGAAUAUGGCAGUUGCAUCUGAGGAAUCAACUAGCAUAUGCAGUCACUGUGACAGAGCUAUUCCUUCCUCAAACAUUGAUUUGCACUAUGCACAUUGUUUCCGAAAUCUCAAAAAAUGUAAAAUCUGUGGUGAUAUGGUCCCCAAGAAACAUGCUGAGGAACAUUUCUUGAACACUCAUGCUCCGGUAGCCUGUUCACUCUGCAGUGAGACAAUGGAACGUGAAAUUCUAGCUGUCCAUAAAGGUGAAAAUUGUCCCCAAAGGAUUGUCACAUGUGAGUUCUGUGAGUUUCCAUUGCCAGCAGUUGAUCUAGCUGAGCAUCAGGAGGUAUGUGGGAAUCGGACAGAACUCUGUCACAUGUGUAAUAAAUACAUUAGACUGCGAGAAAGAUAUAAUCAUGAGUCUAGAUGCACUGGCUUACCAGAUACUACUGUAGAGUCUUCCAGGGAUGUGAGGGCUGCUGAAAGAAGACAGCCACAAGGUCCCCAGAGAAGGCAGCCACAGGACUUUUCACGGAAACGACUUCUAUUCACUAUUGCUAUAACUGGCAUUGCUGUUCUGUUAGGAUCAUUUCUCUUCCAGAAGAAAACUGAGGAUAGUCAAGUGCAUUAGCACCGAGAAGUAUUGCAUUCGAGCUUGUGUAAAUCAGCUUAGUAGUACCAUUUCCUUUUAUCUGUAUCUGUAAUCGUCUGAGAACACUGUUGUUGCAAUGCUAUACGCACUGAGAUUGUCUUGGUAUAUCGACAGAUUAUGUUAAGACGUAUCCUCAUUGUAAACGAGCUCCACCAUUUGGACUUUUGUAAAUGAUGGGUUUUAGUAACGUUGCAUUCUCGUUAUUGGCAGGCA
Populus trichocarpa (black cottonwood) is the source of this 1050-nucleotide messenger RNA. RefSeq lists its product as uncharacterized. The transcript is spliced from 6 exons. The record is from RefSeq and is a predicted model, not a curated record. Gene Ontology annotation, molecular function: zinc ion binding. Lineage: Eukaryota; Viridiplantae; Streptophyta; Magnoliopsida; Malpighiales; Salicaceae. The coding region runs from base 211 to 816 and encodes 201 amino acids.